UAAGCGAAAGCAGUUGAUGUGACUGGUAGAGACGGUUUUAGUACGCUCACAAUAACACGGAGUUGCGGUUUCGAGUGAAAUCUAACAUUUUUCUAAGAGUUUAAAAAUAUUCAUGCACUGUCAGAUCGACAAAUAUGGAAUUUGUAUACGCCUGUUACCGACCGUAUACGACCGUAUUUUAGCGAUAUACAUAGUUUAGUAUUACGAUCGUGUAUCACCGUGACUCUAUACGGAGAAAUACGCAACAAAAUGGGGAUCGUAAAUGAUCGGUUUUUUCUCCGUAUAUCGUCGUAUAUCUUCGAAUAUGACACGAAGAUGUGCGAUCGUAAUACUGUACCGUAUAAAUCGCCAUAUUUCUCCGCAUAAGGUCGUUUACGUUAGUUCUUGUUUAACCUGGGCCAAAAUACCAAAAAAAAAUGAAGCAAAAACAUCAUGGCUAAUCGGCAGUUUUUGAGCGGUUUGAACAACACGGGUUUUCUGUUAAUGAUUUUAGAGUGGUGAUUGUUCAGAUUUAAUUGGACGUUUUUGUACGACGGCUAAACUUGAUUUAUCUAACCGAGAUGAUCCAUCGCUACAGUCUUUAUUUAAAUGGUAUGAAUUUAAACUUGGUGGAAAAAAAUCUGGAGAAUUAUUAGCUCUAUUUGAACUUAUUCAAGUUAAUCAAGAAACACAAAAAGCUGGAACAAUAUGUGAACUUGAAGAAAUUCCAAUAACAACAGAUAAUUAUCCACCAACAAGUUAUAUUACUAAAACUGUGAAAAAUAAAAUUUAUCAAAUUCCAUUAUUACUGGUGCCUGAUUUUAUAACUUAUCAAAUCGAAAUUUUGUUUUGGGGUUUACGUGAAUAUCGUCCAAUUAAUCUUCAUGAUAUUCAAGAAGUUGAAGUAACAAUUGAAUGUGCUGGGGCACAUAUAAAAAAAACAAUAAAAGAUGUACAAAUAGAUCCAAAUUUUGAAUCAUCACCUACUGAAACAGACAAAUAUACACUUUUUCUUAAUUUACCAAAUGAUGAUAAUUUUUGGCCACAUUUGAGUAUACUUUGUGUACAGUGUCGUCCUUUUGGAAUGAAAGAAGUCGUUGGCAAUCUAGUUGUAACUAAUCUACGAACAUAUCUUGAAAAACCUAUUAGUCUUUCAACAUCAACUGGUCAAGCUCCAACUAAUUCUGUGAAUAAAUCAUCAAAAAGAAUUUCGUAUGAUUCUAAUCGCGUUCAAAAAUCGGUUACUGAUGCAAAUGAAGCUGUUCCAGUGACAGGAAAGGAUAGUUUAGAAAAAACAAAAUUGGUUGAGUUUGAAAGCAAUGCAGAUCGUGAUAGUCAAGUAUCAAUUAUCCAUGCUGAUUCAUUGGCACAAAAGAAAGGAAGAGAUGAUGAAUCUAGUGGGAAACCAAAUAAGGGCAAAAAUCGUGUAAAAAAAUCUGAUUUGACAUUUGAAUUACCUAGUAAUGAAACGCACGAAGAUGGAUCUUUAACAACAUUAGAAAAACAAAAAAGAAAUGAUAUGGAAAAAACAGCUGGAUGGUGGCAUAAAUAUUAUGCAUCAAAAGCAAAACUAAAAUUAAUGCAACGGCGUCUUUUAGAUAUGAAUGCAGGUUUAAAAGACAGUUAUGAUGCUUAUGCCGAGUUUUUUGAAGAUGAGUCAGCACCUGUUGCUAAACAGCAUUUGAAUUUGUGGAAUAGAGCUAAACAAAUAUUUCUACGUGUUGGAAAAGCUCACAAAACAUUACGAGCCUUAGCCGCUGAAAAAAUAGAGCAGUUGGAAGAGUCUAAAAAAUCGAAAUCAGCUGUUGAUGAAAAUUUCGAUCUUAUCGAAGCUGAUCGUCUUAAAGAAUUAACAUUAUUACAAACAUUUGAUAUAUUUGACACCGAAUUAGAAAAUGUUUAUGAUUAUGAAGGUUUCAAUGAUUGCCUUGAUACAUUUCCUUUAUAUAAAGGUAAAGGUUCAAGUCGAUCAGAUGAAGUCGGUGAUGAAAAACGGAUCUAUGCGAAGUUUAAGGUUAGUAUUUUAUAA
Rotaria sordida is the source of this 2008-nucleotide messenger RNA. The record is from the annotation of a GenBank genome assembly. Lineage: Eukaryota; Metazoa; Rotifera; Eurotatoria; Philodinida; Philodinidae.